AUGGACAUUCCUCUGGACGCGAACGUGCUCGUGCUUCGCAUCCAGACUGAAGACGCUGAACAAGCCGAUAAGGGAUCUCUGGAAUCGUGCCGCAUUCAAGUGCGAAGGCGGCCGUUGCCCAAUCCAAGGAAUCCUCGCCUACUGGAUCGGUAUAGGCAGCUUCUGUUAGAUAGCGAAGUACACCAUACGGUAUUGGACGCGACGAUACGUUCGACGCGAGAACAUUGGGUCUCUAAAGCCAAAUUAGUGUAUCAAAUGUCUCGUCAAAAGGAAAUCAUUCCAUCAAUGCACGACCGUGACGUGCUGACGUUCUGGCAAGAGGGUCUUUCAAAGGUGUAUAAGGAGUCUGUGAUCGCUACAAUUCAUCAACUUCCACAUUAA
Cooperia oncophora is the source of this 381-nucleotide messenger RNA. Lineage: Eukaryota; Metazoa; Nematoda; Chromadorea; Rhabditida; Trichostrongylidae. The record is from the annotation of a GenBank genome assembly.